Messenger RNA from Epinephelus lanceolatus (giant grouper), 2463 nucleotides. RefSeq names its product syntrophin, alpha 1 (gene snta1). Gene Ontology annotation, molecular function: protein binding; structural molecule activity. Gene Ontology annotation, cellular component: intracellular anatomical structure; neuromuscular junction; sarcolemma. Lineage: Eukaryota; Metazoa; Chordata; Actinopteri; Perciformes; Serranidae. The record is from RefSeq and is a predicted model, not a curated record.
CCCCCUACCCUACCCCAUCCCUCCUCCACCUCCCCCCCUAUCUCUUUACAGGACUGCCAGCCCGUCUAGAGUUAUUCCAGGAAUGCGUUGAACAUGGCUGCCGCGAUGAAGGCGCAGAAAACGGGACUGCUGGAACUUCGAGUGACCGUGGACCGCUGGAUCCGGGUGUUGGGUACUCUAACCGAGGACACGCUGACAGUAAACCCCGGGGAGGGUGCAGAUGAGCCCGCAAAGCCCAGCCCGAGUCCCGCCGGUGCUAUCAACGGAGACCCCCCGAACCUAAGCUCGUCCCCGGUCCCGGAAACCAUCACCAACGUGAAGCGCACCGUGCGAGUUACCAAGCAAGAUGUUGGAGGACUCGGAAUCAGUAUCAAAGGUGGGAAGGAGAACAAGAUGCCGAUCCUCAUCUCCAAGAUUUUUAAGGGCCUGGCUGCUGACCAGACUGAGGCGCUUUAUGUUGGCGACGCCAUAUUGUCUGUCAAUGGUUUUGACUUACGGGAGGCCACACACGACGAGGCUGUGCAAGCUCUGAAGAAAACUGGCAAAGAAGUCAUCCUUGAAGUGAAGUACAUCAAGGAGAUGUCGGCCUUCUUUAAAAACUCGGGGUCCCCCGGGGCGGCCCUCCCGUGGGAAUCUCCCCCCUCCACACCUCAGAGGGGCACCGAACUCUCACCUGAGGCGAAGGAGCCCCGCAGCAUCCCGCUGAAGAUGUGCCAGGUGACACGAAAACAGUGCCCCCCGGACACAGAAAACAGGUAUUUCGAGGUGAUUUCAUCCAACAGAAAGAACUCUGUGUUCCUGCGGGCAAAAGACCCAGCCAUGGCUCAGUCCUGGUACAAUGCCAUCCAGGCUGGUGCUGCCAACCUUUUACCCCGAGUGAAGGAGGAGAUGAAGAGCAUGCAGCUUGGCAUGGAGGUCAAACAUCUGGGCUGGAUUACAGAGCAGGUGACCCAGGGUCCAGAGAAACCAGUACUGGCUAUGUUGACUGACAAAGACCUGCUCCUGUAUCCCUCCCUGCCUGAGAGCAAAGAGAGCCUCAGCAACCCCACCAAGAGUCACCCGCUCAUUGCUACCAGACUGGUCCACUCUGGCCCAGGAAAAAGUUCUCCUCUCCUGGAUUCUGAUCUCUCAUUUGGCCUGCGCUCGGGCACUAAGCAAGGCGUGGAGACCCAUGUGUUCAGGGUGGAUUCUGCCAAGGAGCUGUCCACCUGGACUCAUCUGCUGGUGGAGGGUUGCCAUAAUGCUGCUGAGCUCAUCAAGGAGGUCACCACGGCCUGUAGUUGGAAUGGGAAGGAGUGUACCCUGGGAGUCCACAUUGAUGAGGGCUUCACACUAUUCACAGAAGAGAUGGGUGUCAGGAAAAGUAUUCUGCUUCAGCAGCCCUUUGAGCGCCUAAGAAUGUCCUCAGAUGAUGGAGUUCGCAUGAUGUUCCUCGACUUUGGAGGCCCCGAGGCCGAGAUUCAACUGGACCUUCAUGCCUGCCCCAAGACCAUAGUCUUCAUCAUCCACUCCUUCCUGUCUGCAAAGGUCAAGCGACUCGGCCUCCUGGCAUGAUAACGGCCAACCAUCCAGAACAUCGACAAUAGGAGUAUUCAAUAAAACACACAGCCAGAAGACUCUGAGACACCAGAGGAUGUGGCCCCAGGAAAAGAUGCUGACUAACCCCUCCUUCUCAGCCCUCCUAGGCCUCUGAUCGUCUCUGGUCAGACACCUGCUGGUCUCUGUAGGGGAACGAAGAGAAAACUGCAACACUGAUGGACCUUUGUUGAACCUGUAGUUGUAAAGUAAAGAGGUUUUACAGAUGGCGUAAGUCAGCAGCCACUUAAGGGAUCUGACAUCUGUCAAGUCUGUUACGGUGGGUCAUCACACUUUCUGAUGGCAAACUGUGUGAAUGAAAAUGACAGCCUGCAUCUUACUGUUUCGAAGCUUGAAGUCCCAAACAUUUUAUGUUGUUUUUGCCCCAUUGUUCAGUUCUGUUUUGUUUCAUGAGUCACGGCAGGCCUUUGUCAUGAGCAUCCUUUCAUCUUUCAAUCUUUGCUUUAUGCGCUGUGAGCAGUCAUAACAAGUUAUUUCAUAAAAGUCCUGAUUGAUGUUGGACAAACUUUGUUUUUCCUUUAUAAAGGCAGCUUCAGUGGAGUGACAGAAUGACAUGACUGAUAACUACACGAUCAAUAGUCUGGAAUGAACAAUGUACAGAAUACAACUAUAUGCUCUUUAUGUGGAUUCUUAAGUUGCCUUUACCCUGAAUUUUCAUAAAAGAAGCGACAUAAUUUCUGUUGAAGAUGACUUCUAAAUGCCAAAUCAAAUAUAGCAGCUGAAUUUCUUUUCUCCCCUCUGUCUGUCUUCUUCCCUGUUUUAAGUGUGCUCACCCACAGUCUAACAAAGAGAAACGACUAACAGAGUAUAUUAUAAAAGGCUUUUUUUGUAAUUGUGUUUUAGUUUAACCAAUAAAUUAGAUAAAAA